Rubroshorea leprosula is the source of this 2956-nucleotide messenger RNA. NCBI's taxonomy places the organism in Eukaryota, Viridiplantae, Streptophyta, Magnoliopsida, Malvales, Dipterocarpaceae. The record is from the annotation of a GenBank genome assembly.
GUAAGUGAAUCACAAUCUUGGAUUUUAUACAGAGAAUGAAUGUGAGCUUUAACUGAAUAUAAAUCUGCUAUAAUACAGAUUUGGUUUCCUUAACAUGGCAGGCUCUGGCAAGACAAUGCUUGUGAAGGCAACUUACAAUAGUUUUGCAAUUAAGCAGCAUUUUGAGUGCCGAGCUUUUGUUUCUGUUUCUGAACAAUUUGAGGAGAGAAAACUCUUGGCAGACUUAUCAAUACAGCUGGGAAUGGUGCGGAGGGAUGAGAGGUUGUCCAAAGUGGAAUUGCAAAAAAGACUUGGACUCUUCUUGGCUUGGAAGAGAUACCUAAUAGUUUUAGAUGAUGUCUAUACAGCUGAUGUUUGGGAAGAACUCAAACAUGCCUUUCCGAAUUCGUCAAAUGGGAGUAGGGUGAUACUCACUACUCGUGAUGCUUGUGUGCCACGCAAUAUUAAAGCACAUGCCAGAGUUAUCCAACUACGUUUUCUAAACGAUGAUGAAAGCUGGGAAUUGUUUGUGGAUAAGGAACUAAACGUCUCGGUAUGGUCUGAACUCAUUGAGCAAUCAUAUACCAAGCCGGAAGAGAAGGAUGGUAAGGGGGAGAUUGAAGAAAUAAGUCCCAGUGAAGCUGGUUCCUCUGAUGAAGCCUUAUCAGGUAUCUUGGCUUUAGGUUAUCAGGACCUAGAUUCUCAUUUGAAAUUCUGCCUUAAUUAUUUAGGUCUCUUUCCCAAAUCAUACAAGGUUCCUUUUAGGAGGUUGUUUCAACUGUUGCAAGCAGAGGGAUUGUUGAAACAAGAAACAAAGGAAGAGCAGGUGAAGAAAUACAUUGAAGACUUAAAAAAAAGGAACAUGAUUGAGGUAGAAAAACAGAAGUUAAAUGGAAGCUCCAAAACCAUUUGUAUGCAAAGUACUAUAUAUGAUGCAUUGAUUCCACGAGCAAAGAGAGUUGGAUUGUUUUACAUUGGCAUAAAACAUUACCAAAGAACCUCCAAACAACCCAUUCGAAGAUUUGCUGAACAUCAGGAGAUCAAUGAUGAGAAGCUUCUAGAGCACUGCAGCUAUAAGCUACGUUCUUAUAUUUCUUUCAAAACGGGAGGAGGUGAUCCACCUCCAUUUGGAGUAGCUAAACUUCUUCCGGACAAUGUUAAGAGAGGUUUUGGAUUACUUGUCAUACUUGAUUUAGAAGGAGUCUACAAACCACUGCUAUCUAAACAUCUAGACAAAUUUCCAAACCUCAAGUAUUUGGGUUUAAGAUGGACUUUCUUGGAUUCAAUUCCUGAUUCAGUUGGUGACUUGCCUAGCCUUGAGACUUUUGAUGUGAAGCAUACUAAUAUCAGCACUUUACCUGGUGAGUUCUGGAAGGCAAAAUAUCUUAAACAUCUUUACAUGAACAAUAUUUGUGUUGAUACAUCUACUCUAAAGGCGAGUCAGACAAAUGGUUCAUUAGCCAAUCUUCAGAUUUUAUCGGGUCUGGUGAUCCGCAAUAAGAAUUCUGUAGAUUAUUUGAAGGAGGUGAAUGGUCUUAGAAAACUGGGAGUAACAUGCUAUGGAGAAUCAAUUGGAGAGAUGGUUGGGUGGAUUUCUAUGUUAACCCAACUUCAAUCAUUGAAGUUAAGGUCAAUAGAUUCUUCAUUGAAUUUAGAGAACCUAGGCGAUCAUGGUGAGCCAUCACAGUUGUAUUUGUUUGGAAAACUUCCGAAGGAAUUUGAUUUUGGCAAAUUUACCCCAAACUUAGAGAUCCUUACUUUGGCGAUGUCAGAACUGUCGGACGACCCAAUGGAAAAACUAGGACAGCUGAAGAGCCUGAAGAUCCUUAGGCUGUACGCCCGUUCCUACACGGGGAGAAUAUUGACAUGUCAUUCUGACACUUUCCUCGAGCUCCAAGUCUUAAACUUGUGGAAGCUAGAGAAGCUAGAGGAAUGGAAAGUGGAGAAGGGAGCCAUGCCCGCCUUAGAAGAAGUUGAGAUCAGAUGCUGUAAGAAUCUCAGUAAAACUGAUGGAUUGAAGGAGUUGACCACUUUGAAGGAAUUGCUUGUGACAAGUAUGGAGCAAAACUUUGUGAAGGAGCUUGAAAGCCUUGGCAGCAAUGUGUUAAUCGUCAAAGAAAACGACUGGAAGUUUUCUUCCUGGCAUAGCAUCUACAAGUGGAAAUCAAGUUCGUGGAGUGAUCUCUGGGUUUCUGUAGGGAUCAGUAUCAUCAUAAUGACUUUACGCUGUUGUCAAAGCAGGGAUCUUGCCAUCUCGGAUGCAAGGAAGCUUGGAAGCGCGGACAGACUCUACGAUAAAGAAUACAUCAUACAAUUUUCAAAUCCUUUGCAUUUUCCAAUCCAGAAGGUAGAAAUCAAAUUGAAACUGGUAAUAGUCAAAUUGAAAUCGAAAGUGGGUCUUUGAAUUUGAUAUAUGGGUUUCGAAUUUUGAUUGCUGAUCUCUGUUUUUCAUGGUGACCCAUUCCACUUCCUUUGUCCGCUCUCUUCACCACCAUAAACCACCCGAUCACCAUCAACCCUAAACUUCAGAUCAUGGAGAAGGAAAGCCAAAGUUCAAAAAGCAUGAGGAAGAGAACCAAGGGAAUCAGGGAGGAGAUUGAAAGACAAAAAACAAUAGGCCAUUAAAGAGCAACCAGCGACUAGACCUGAAGCCAUUGGGUGUGAGGUUAGAGUAGAGAUCAGGAGGAUGAGAAGACUACUUCCUCUCCGCCAUAUAUUUAUGAAGGAUGAGAUUGGUUCUUACCCCUUGAACUGUAGGAUUAGAAGUUUGCAACAUAUGCUUGCACGGGUAUGCACAUAUUAGUCCUCUUAAUUUCUUUUUAUUUCCCCUUUCAUUGAAAAUACUAAUUAAAGGUCUGUUCAUGGCUUCUGUCUGACCAAAAUUGAAAUCUUUAGCUUCCUAAGAUGCUUAUGAGAAGAGUCCCAUGUACAUGCCCAAAAAAGCCUAUAGCAAGUGUAGUAAAUUAAGCGACUUUAA